ACUACUUUCCAUGCAAGUGUUGCACUAUAAAUAUAAAACCAUGAAGCUUUCUUUCCUCUCACCGUUGUGAACAAGAAGAACAAUAACCUGAGUGUAAGAUAAGUAGCAUGGCGUCUGAAAAACAGAACCGUGAAGAACUUGAGGAGAGGGCAAGGCAUGGCGAAACUGUUGUUCCUGGUGGAACUGGUGGAAAGAGCCUUGAAGCUCAAGAACACCUUGCUGAAGGAAGGAGCCGUGGAGGGCAGACGAGGAAGCAGCAGUUAGGGUCAGAAGGGUAUCAAGAGAUGGGAACUAAAGGAGGGCAGACAAGGAAGGAGCAGAUGGGGAGAGAAGGGUAUCAAGAAAUGGGACGUAAAGGAGGGCUUAGCACUAUGGAGAAAUCUGGUGAGCAACGUGCUGCGGAGGAAGGCAUUGAGAUUGAUGAGUCUAAGUUUAGGAAUGACUGAAAAAAUUAACAUGCAUGUUCUUAGUUUGUGGUGUGUUUUGUUUUAGGUUUGAAAGUGUUGUUUGUUAGUGCUAAUAAAUAAGUGGGUGUUUGUUAUGUUAACCGCCAAUGGUUUCUUUCUCGUUUGGCUUAUUGUAAUAUGGAUGUUUUCUUAUCUAUAAACUACAUGACUUUUUAACAA
Molecule: messenger RNA, 626 nt
Organism: Lathyrus oleraceus (garden pea)
Lineage: Eukaryota; Viridiplantae; Streptophyta; Magnoliopsida; Fabales; Fabaceae
Product: protein SLE1
Exons: 1
Coding region: 108-446 (112 amino acids)
Biological process (GO): response to abscisic acid
Cellular component (GO): cytosol
Source: RefSeq, a predicted model, not a curated record